AUGAGACUGCUACUGAUCUGUGCGUCGCUCCUCUCCCUCAGCAUCCUGUCUGACGCCAUGCCACAAGCAGGUGUCCUGGAGCAGAAGUGCAAGGCCGGGCCGGUGGACCUGGUGUUCAUCAUCGACGGCUCACGCAGCGUCCGGCCGCACGAGUUCGAGACCAUGCGCAAGUUCAUGAUCGACAUCAUCCACACGCUGGACGUGGGGCCCGACGGCACGCACGUGGGCGUGGUGCAGUACUCCAGCCAGGUCCAGAACGUCUUCUCCCUCAAGGACUUCACCAAGCUGGAGGACAUGGUGAAGGGCAUCAACGAGAUCAUCCCCCUGGCGCAGGGCACCAUGACGGGCCUGGCCAUCAAGUACGCCAUGAACGUGGCCUUCUCCGCCGAGGAGGGCGCGCGCCCGCGGGUGCCCGACGUGGCCGUGAUCGUGACGGACGGCCGGCCGCAGGACCGCGUGGCUGAGGUGGCGGCCGCCGCCCGGGAGAAGGGCAUCGAGAUCUACGCCGUGGGCGUGGCCAGGGCUGACAUGGGCUCCCUGCGCGCCAUGGCUUCCCCGCCCCAUGAGGACCACGUCUUCCUGGUCGAGUCCUUCGACCUCAUCCACCAGUUUGGCCUGCAGUUCCAGGACAAGCUCUGUGGGAUGGACCUGUGUCUGGAGUCUGACCAUGGCUGUGAGCACAUCUGUGAGAGCUCCCCUGACUCCUACCAGUGUGAAUGCCUUCCAGGGUAUCGGCUCAACGAUGACGGCAAAACGUGUGCAGUAAUUGACCUGUGUGCAGAGGAAAAACAUGACUGUGAGCAGAUCUGUGUGAGCUCUCCCGGCUCCUACUCAUGCGACUGCAACGACGGGUACACACUCAACGAGGACAAGAAGACCUGCGCCGUAAUUGACCUGUGUGCAGAGGGAAAACAUGACUGUGAGCAGAUCUGUAUCAGUUCCCCCGGUUCCUACACAUGCGACUGCAACUCUGGGUAUACACUCAAUGAGGACAAGAAGACCUGCACAAUGAUCGACUACUGUUCGUUUGGGAAUCACAGCUGUCAGCACGAGUGUGUCGGUGUGCUGAACGGCUAUUUCUGCCGCUGUAAUGAGGGACACACACUCCAGGAGGACGGGAAAAUCUGCCUGUCGGACAACCUGUGUAACACAGUGGAGCACGGCUGUGAUCAUCAGUGCGUCAGCACCCCUGGAUCCUACUUCUGCAUCUGCCCCGAAGGCCAGCUUCUGCAGGAGGAUGGCAAGAGCUGUGGCACCUGCAGGUCAGCCAACAUCGACCUGGUGCUGCUGAUUGACGGCUCCAAGAGCGUGCGGCCUCAAAACUUUGAGCUGGUGAAGCAGUUUGUGAACCAGGUGGUGGACUCCCUGGAUGUGUCGGCUCACGGCACCCGGGUAGGCCUGGUCCAGUACUCCAGCCGCGUCCGGACCGAGUUCCCCCUCAGCCGCUACCAGAACCCGGAGGACAUCAAGAGCGCCGUGAUGAAGGUGGAGUACAUGGAGAAGGGAACCAUGACCGGCCUGGCCCUCAAGCACAUGGUGGAGAACAGCUUCGCCGAGUCCGAGGGGGCUCGCCCCGCCAAAAGGAACAUCCCCCGCGUCGGCCUGGUGUUCACCGACGGACGCUCUCAGGACGACAUCACAGAGUGGGCCAAGAAAGCCAAGGAUGCAGGUAUCACGAUGUACGCGGUGGGGGUCGGGAAAGCCGUGGAGGAUGAGCUGCGGGAGAUUGCCUCAGAGCCACUGGACAAACACUUCUUCUACACCACUGACUUCACCGCCAUCAACCAGAUUGCUGAGAACCUGAAACUCAACAUAUGUGCAGAGGAGAGCCAGGGGGAGAUCGAGGUGAAAGAUCCCUGCGCUUGUGAGAGUUUGGUGGAAUUCCAGCAGGCCACCAUGACAUCUAUGGAGAACCUGACUCAAAAACUCUCAGUGAUGACAGCCAGACUGGAGGACCUGGAGAACCAGCUGCUGUCUCGGAAGUGA
Molecule: messenger RNA, 1986 nt
Organism: Conger conger (European conger)
Lineage: Eukaryota; Metazoa; Chordata; Actinopteri; Anguilliformes; Congridae
Gene: matn4
Product: matrilin 4
Exons: 11
Coding region: 1-1986 (661 amino acids)
Molecular function (GO): calcium ion binding
Source: RefSeq, a predicted model, not a curated record